CUUCGCCCCCCGCGGACGCGCAGAAGAGGGACAUCCGCGUUGGAGUUGCCCUUUAUCUCCCUCGACUCUCUUACUUCGGCGCCUCCGCCACAGAUCGGCACCGGCGAGUCCCUCUUCUGCGCGCCGCCCUGUCUGCCCCACCGCCCGCCGCCUGCGUGCUCAGUCAGCGCCGCUAGCUCCACGCUGUCAGCGUCUCGUCGGCUCGGCUACAAGUCGCUCGUCCUGUUCGUCUCGUCGGCCUCCUCUCUACCUUACGCACGCGCGGAGGCGACAGGCGCCGCCCUCUGGCGGCCGGCGUCCAGCGGCCAGCGCAUGUAGCACGGCCAGAAGGGCAGGUUUGCGAGAUGAAAUUUCUCUGAAUUGAGAGGGGUUGAGGAAGAUGGAACAAGCAUUUUGUGAUAUUUCUUUAAAGUUGAUCAAGCAACUAAAUUUGGAUAUUUUAUCAUGGCCAAUUGUUUGUCCUACUGCUGUAGCAGGUCUGCAGCUGAGCAGACGAUGAGGCUGGGAGCAUUUUGGUAGCAGUCAAUUCACACCGGGGCAAGUGUCUGAUGGAGAAAAGUAUGUCUGAUUAUUUUGGAGACGAGAAUGAUUACUGGAGCUGUCAGCAUCACAACAGUGGUACUGAUUAUUUGAAAGAAUCAAAUGAGUUCAUUUAUCGAAAAAAGUUGGUGUCAUCAGCAAUAUGGACACCUCCUUUGCAAGCUUAAAUCAGUUUGGUUCCAUACAGAGCGGGCAGCUCGCCUAGAAUGUUUAUUUUGUUAUGACAAGUUCAGGAAGGAUGCGCUGGACAUUGUUGCAUUCUUUGAGGAGGAGCUCAAAAAGUGCAAGGAUGGGAACCCCACAACGUUCCAAAUAUAUCAACGAUCUUAUUUAUCAACUUUAAUUAGCCUCAUGCCUACAAUCAUUCAUUUAGUCUUAGAGCUGCUUCGAUCUGUACAUGCACUAUGGAAGGAUGAUACUAUGGUAACUUUACCAGAAGUACUUGCAGAAGAAAUUAGGAAACUGAAACUGCAAGACACUGACCUUUCAGAGUUCAAAGAGAAUGACAUAGCGCAUUGGUUACAGCUAAUCCGUGAGAGAGGAUACAACCUCUUAGGUUUAUGUGCGGCAAUUGAGGGACCAUUCUGCGAGCUGUUAGACAGUUCAUCAGUUAGCGAUGCCAUAAUCGAAGACUUGGGUUGCAUGGAAUCCCGGCAUGUUAGCAAGCUAAUCGAUCUUGUCAUCAUUCCUUUGAUGAAGUAUUGCCCUUCUAAGCGAUUGGGAGAAUGGAUUUUGAAGCUCUUACCACCCUUAUUUAUUUACUGCGAGGACAUACUUUGUGGCGCAUGGUUCAAUCUUCUAAAUAAAGGCCGGGCUGGUUAUCCUUACUACUUCGGUUAUCUUCGUGGGUCACAGAGAAGUGCAAAGAAGUUAGAAGAGUGCCUACUGCUUGACUUGACUCGCAAAGUCUCAAAGUUGCUUGGGGUUCUAGCAUCUUCAAAACCAAUUGGCGCUCUUACAUGUGUGGACCUGCAAUCUGUCAGUACGGCGAAGGCUGCUUCAUCGCGUGAUUCGAAGCGCGCGUCAUCUAACUCUGUUAUUGGAUAUACUUUACAUAAUGAUUGUUUUGGAAUGUUAAAUAUGAACCUAUUUGGGUCAUGGGUUGAUGGUGAAGCAACGAGGGACGCCGUUCCCUUUUGUCGUGCUUUGGUCCAAGUUGCAGUUGCUACACAAAACAGUAAACUCAGACGGUUUAUUCUACAUGAUAUGCUCCCAGCUACAAUUAAGCGCCUUUGUACUGAUCUUCCAUGCGCGGUUCAGCGGACAAUCAAAAAGUUAAGUUGCCAGCUGAACUCAAGCAAGAGCCAAAAGGCUAGUAAAGAUCUUUGGAUCCUAUGUCAAGAGAUUUAUGCAGUUCAUAUACAAAAUCAGGAUUUCACCGCCGAGAACCCGGGCAAUGUGAACAGACGAGGCCAGUUUAAAGAUUGGCUUGCAAGGCAAAAGAAAGAACUUUUUGCGAAGGCAUCUUAUGAUAUUCCAGUGGGCUUUCCUUCUGAUUUGUGGAAUUGGGAGUUUGAAGACGAAUUUCAAAGAUACCUCCCUACCUAUAUUGACAUAUUGUAUGAAGUUGAUGCAAUGGAUUGUCCAGAGUAUGGUUGUUCACGCUCUUCUACGCUUCUUGAGAAACUGAGGCCUGAAUUUCGAUUAAAACAUGGUAUUAACAGUUUUCGGGAUCGUCAUAUGUGGACGAUAAAUGAUAUGAUUAAGCGAAAACUACCUGCAGAAUAUUCCAAGAGGCGUUCCCGUCAAAUGGACAAAUGGCUUUGCAAACUCAUUUCCUCGAAACCUUACUUUAAGCACUCUGAUGAACGUCAAAGUGCCAUGACUUGGCUUAUGGAAGACUCGCCGUUAGAUGCAAAUCUUUCUGAGUUGGAUGUGCAAGAUGCGGUUGAUAUCUUUUACAAUACAAUAUUAUUCUACUUGGAACCUCAGUUUCAUCCUCUAAUACGGGAGGGUCAAAAGGACUUCCUUAUAAAGGUAGCUCACCAGUUCGUUUUUGCAGAAGAGACCAAUUCUUGCAAGCCCCUCGAACCAGAAUCACGUGAUUUUCCUGGCCAUCUGCAGCCUUAUGCAAGUUCAUACAUCCAUACAAUGAAGUUACAAUCUAAGUAUUUUACGGCACAAGAACAAUUCCGUCGGCAUCAGGAGUUUGAUCGAUAUUUGGCUUCCGGAGAACUAGAUGAUGAUGUCUAUAAGUUUAGUUCUUCACAGGAUAAGUCUGUUCUGCAAUUUGUUGAAAAAAACAACGUGAAAAGUCGGUUCGGGAACCUGGAUGAUAAGCUCAUUAAAUUGUCUUUGGAGGAUCGAGCUCAGAUUGUGGAUACAAUACGUCAAGUGGAUAUUUAUUCUGAAAACUUGAAAAACAUAACAGCGGAUGACAAGCUGAAGGUGUGCCUUCAAAACUUGGUGCAUGAGCUAAAGGAGGAAGGCUUUUUCAAUGUUGAUAACGAUUCUAUUGACUGGGAGAAGACAUGUUUUGUAUCACUCAUAGACGAAUUUAAGGAACUAGUUUUCAAAGGACAUGGCUGCCCUAGAUAUGUUGCUAUUCAAGGAAUUAUGGAGUAUUGGAUAAUCUCACAAAGAAGCGACAUAAAUGGACAAGUUGCUUUUGAAAAGGUCAUUGAAGGAGUAUGUCAUACAUGGAAGAAAAACAUUGCAGAGCUUUGGAUGGAUACAAGAUACUACGAGGAAUCAUGUUAUGACUUGCUCAGAAAUCCUUUGAAAAAGAUCCUCCCUAAAUAGACGAGCUCUUAUUACAAGCCACCAACAAUGGUUGGAUGAGGACUAAACCUCAAACUGCUGCUGAUACACAGGUGCAGAUGGUCUCCAAGUAAAACUAGCAUAUGUCUAACAAAGUGAGCAGGGUGACAGGUUACAAUGGGGUGUGUCAGUAACUGGUACAUUGAUGUGUGUGUGCGCGAGUGCUCAUGGGAAUCUAGUAUUAUAGCCUGCAUGUAGAUGAAAAUUCGUUUAUGUGCCCUGGCACGGAAGCACUCAGAAUUAUGGUCAUUGUUUUCAACAA
Triticum aestivum (bread wheat) is the source of this 3562-nucleotide messenger RNA. RefSeq lists its product as uncharacterized. The transcript has 25 exons. The record is from RefSeq and is a predicted model, not a curated record. Gene Ontology annotation, molecular function: nuclear export signal receptor activity. Gene Ontology annotation, biological process: ribosomal small subunit export from nucleus; protein export from nucleus; ribosomal large subunit export from nucleus. NCBI's taxonomy places the organism in Eukaryota, Viridiplantae, Streptophyta, Magnoliopsida, Poales, Poaceae. Gene Ontology annotation, cellular component: cytoplasm; nucleus. Bases 643 to 3282 code for a protein of 879 amino acids.